AUCGGGUAUGGAUUAUGGAAUUGACCACUCUCCGAAAGUUUAUAUUUUCAGAUUCCUCCGAAAUCCUGGAAAUUAACAUUCCGGAAAUAGCUAAACCAGAGUAUGGAAUGUAUACGUGGCCAUGUUCUCCUGUGCUAGCCCAGUUCAUCUGGCAUAACAGAAGAUGGGUAAAAAAUAAGGUAGUUCUGGAGCUGAGCGCGGGGACUGCCCUUCCUGGCAUUGUAGCUGCGAAAUGUGGCGCAACUGUACACUUCAGCGAUUGUCCAGAAAUGCCAGAGUGUCUUCGUAACGUGAAACGUUCGUGUGAUGCAAACAAUCUUCGCGACAAUAUCGUUCAUGGAAUAACUUGGGGAAGAAUUGAUGGCGUUGUUACAAAGUUGCCAAAAUUAGAUGUCAUUAUCUCGUCGGAUUGCUUUUACAACCCAAAAGACUUCGAAAAUUUGAUAACAACUGUAGCGUAUUUGCUUGAUAUUAAUUCAAAUGUGCAGUUCAUAUGUUCAUACCAAGAGAGAUCUUCGUCGUGGAGCAUUCAGCAUCUGCUACACAAAUGGAAAUUAAAUGCAUCAGUUAUACCUCUAUCGUCAUUUCAAGGAAACUCUUCAGACAUGACUUGUUCAUACCUACCCGGAAAUCCUUCGAUAAGCGUUUUAAAAUAGAAAAAUGUUUAUAAAUUUGGAUGACCAUAGAAGUUGUUUCUCCGCUCUCAUUUUCAAUAUCAAGCCAGACGUUCUGACGUUGUGAGUUGACAAAGUCGUUCGACCAUGUUUGGUAGGAAAGGGUGCCAUACGGUUGACUUAGUAUAUUAAAUAAACAUCUAGCAUGCACUUUUGCAAAGAGAUUUGAACUUGUU
This is a messenger RNA of Mya arenaria, 850 nucleotides long. Its product is annotated as histone-arginine methyltransferase METTL23-like. The record is from RefSeq and is a predicted model, not a curated record. Gene Ontology annotation, cellular component: cytoplasm; nucleus. Lineage: Eukaryota; Metazoa; Mollusca; Bivalvia; Myida; Myidae. The transcript has a single exon. Bases 15 to 656 code for a protein of 213 amino acids.